ACUAUAAAAAGGAUAUUUCAUCAGUAAUUGUCAUUAGAAUAAGAAAACAUUUAUCAACAUGGACGACAUAAAAUUGUCUACCGUAAAAAUCUUUUCGGAUGGUAGCGAUCUGGAGGGGAUCGAGAAAGUGGAAAACAUUUUAUACCUCAGAAUUCUUAAAAAGAUUAUGUGGGUCAUAGAUGGGUGGCCAAAGGAACCAAAUAAGAGGCAAAUCUUCAGAUAUUACAUUUGUAUUUUGGAUAUGUUAAGCCUGGUACCAGGUUCACUUUACCUCGUAAUCUACACUGGGAAGAUACCAUCUGUAGAGUUGGGUCAUUCUUACAUCACCGUGUUUAUGAACGCUAUCGCUGCCUUAAGAACGGUGCUGGUGUUGACCAAAGAAUACAACGCAAUCGUAUUAUAUUUUCUAAAAGAAGUACAUCUUUUCAAUUUCAGGCGUAAAUCUGAUUAUGCUUAUGAGACUCACAUACUGGUCCACAAAAUAUCACAUUUCUUCACGAUGUACGUGUUUAUGUUGAUGUGUUGCGGUAUAUUGCUAUUCAAUUUGACUCCAAUCUACAACAGCUAUGCGGCAGGCAUGUUCAGAGAUGAGCGGCCUGCAAACGCCUCGUUCGACUACGCUGUAUUUUUCGCCCUUCCUUUCGAUACGGCAACUAAUUUCAAAGGCUACGUUGUUGUUUCUUUGUACAACUGGUACAUUUCUAUAACGUGCUCCACUUACUUCUGUAUCAUUGAUCUGACGAUAUUUAUAAUGGUGUUCCAUCUAUGGGGUCAUAUGCGCGUUUUGUCGUACAAUCUCGAGAAUUUCCCAAAGCCUGCGUCCGUGCUCGCGGCGGCAGAUGAUGGUAGUGCGUAUACAUUAUGUGAGAACAAGUACAAUGAAGAAGAACAAGUGGAAGUAUUUAUUCGGCUGCGGGACUGUAUUCAGAUACACAGUCUUGUUAUUAACUUCUCAUCAAUGAUGGCCGACAGUUUCGGAUGGACUCUCUUGGUGUAUUUAUUCUUCCAUCAAGUGAGCGGAUGUCUCUUGCUUCUGGAAUGCUCACAGCUGGAUACAGCAGCGUUGAUGCGGUAUGGGCCACUUACGAUAAUUAUCUUUCAGCAGUUGAUUCAGUUGUCCAUUAUAUUUGAGUUGCUCGGGUCAUCAAAUGACAGAUUAGUAGAUUCAGUGUACAGCGUGCCCUGGGAGUAUAUGAAUACUGCAAAUCGGAAGAACGUGUUUGUCAUGUUAAGACAAACACAUCGAUCCAUGAAUCUGAAGGCAUGCAGCAUGGUCACUGUCGGUGUCCAGACCAUGAUCACGAUUUUGAAAACUUCGUUUUCGUACUUCGUGAUGCUGAGGACAGUUGCCGACGAGGAAGAAUAAAUUUUAAUAAUCUUGCACAAUGACACGUUGAAGUUUAACCUUAAUUUGCAAUGCACAAAGAUUACGACACGCUUUCAUUUGAAAAUAAUAAAAUUUGUUUUCAAUUUCA
This is a messenger RNA of Spodoptera frugiperda (fall armyworm), 1475 nucleotides long. RefSeq lists its product as uncharacterized. Gene Ontology annotation, molecular function: odorant binding; olfactory receptor activity. Gene Ontology annotation, cellular component: plasma membrane. Bases 59 to 1366 code for a protein of 435 amino acids. The transcript has 8 exons. Gene Ontology annotation, biological process: detection of chemical stimulus involved in sensory perception of smell; sensory perception of smell. NCBI's taxonomy places the organism in Eukaryota, Metazoa, Arthropoda, Insecta, Lepidoptera, Noctuidae. The record is from RefSeq and is a predicted model, not a curated record.